Molecule: messenger RNA, 1849 nt
Organism: Drosophila melanogaster (fruit fly)
Lineage: Eukaryota; Metazoa; Arthropoda; Insecta; Diptera; Drosophilidae
Exons: 2
Coding region: 223-1479 (418 amino acids)
Cellular component (GO): nucleus
Molecular function (GO): DNA binding; zinc ion binding
Source: RefSeq, marked reviewed
CAGACGUCCAGCGACCGGCGAUCCGAGCAGACGCACGAAGUAUUAAGCCUGUGGUAAAACCGUAAUGAGAUCCGAUUUCAAAAUGAAAACCCAAGUAGACUGAGCUAAGACUACAACGCAAGGAAAACAACUAUGCCAAUCGUCCGUAUAGAUCGGGGCUUCCUUGAUUGAACUCACAGUGUAAACCGCGAUCGUCCGUCCGGAUUUCGGCAACUAAGUAUUAUGCUCUCGCUGCUGCCGCACCACCCGCUCGUCUGCCGCUGCUGCCUGCUGGAGCAGCCGCCGCUCUACCACAGUCUCUAUGACGCCUCUAGCCAGCUGGCGGUGGAGCUGAAGGCCCUGGCUCCCGCCCUGCGCCUUGAGCACGGCGACAACCUCACCGAUGUGAUAUGCGACCUGUGCCUUCGUCGCCUGCACGACGCCCGCGACUUCCAGCGGCGGUGCGAGCACUCCGAACAGGUGCUACGCAUGCGGCACGAGCACUGGAAGCACACGGUGGCCGUGGGAGACGCCUUGGCCCUGGACGAUGUGCUUGAGUGCCUGGAGCGAGAAGUGGGCAGCCUGGAGGGACCGAUGUCUGUGCCUCUGCAAGCAAGUAAGCCGGUGGCCCAUGUGGCGCCCUUAAUGGAGACCGUUGAUUUUGAAAGCCUGGACUUCCAAGACAGCUCGCACAGUGAACAUGAUAUUCCCUCGUACUGGGAAUCGUCGGUAGAUUCGGGAAGCCUAAACACUCCGCAUCAUCAGCCGGAGACCGCCGAGCUCUUUGCAGUCGAGCCCCCAACGCCGCCGGAAUCAUCCGAAGAGCCGGCACCUGAUGCCGCAGAAAAGCCCAAGAUGCGGAGAGCCAGGCCGCGCCAGGAUAACGUCAAGCCCAAGGAGAGGAAGGCCUCUGGUGCCGUGCACCCGCGAUCCUUGCACCCGUGCCCCGAGUGCGAAAAGAAGUUCACUCGCAACUUUCAGCUGAAGCUGCACAUGACAGCCGUUCACGGCAUGGGCGAGAUGAGGUACCAGUGCGAGGAGUGCCGCAAGAACUUUGCCUCGCGGCACAGUCUUCGCUACCACGUGAAGUCGGUGCACUCAACGGAGCGUCCAUUCGGCUGCCAGCACUGCGACCGCCGCUUCAUCCUGCGCACGCAGCUGCUGUCCCACCUGCGCACCCACACCGGCGAAGCCAAGCCGCGCAUAUUCGAGUGCCAGCGCUGCUCGAAGAGCUGGCCCACCAAGUCCGACCUCCGCACCCAUAUGCGCUCCCACAACCCCAACAUGGAGCGGCCCUUCAAGUGCGAUCGCUGCUCGAAGGCCUUCUUCACUCGUGGCCACCUCAACUCCCACCUCCUGGUGCACACCGGCGAGAAGCCAUUCGCCUGUGAGUACUGUGACAAGUGCUACCAGAGCGUUGGCAACCUGAAUAACCACAUGGUGCGCCUGCACGCAGAUAUCAUUGAGGCCCAGUUAGAGGCGGAGGGCAUCGAGAGCUGAGGCCCACGCCCGCAUCCUAGGAAGAGGCUGCUCUAAGUAUUAGGGGUGCUGGAGGGACAAUUACACCGAGUCGACCACCUAUAACUUUAACAUUACAGUGAAUAUAUUUAUAUAAUAUAAUUUUGUGGCAUGACGCCACUUUCUUCGUAGUUACCCAAUUCAAGCUGUCGAAAUAUUCAUUCUGUUUUCUUAUUGAAUCAUUCAUUGAAGAAAAUGCCGAGUUAAGCAAAUGAAUGGUUUCUUGAUAUUCCAAAUACUAAUACUAAGCAGUGAGAUAAUCUACUCAUUACCACAUAUACAAUAAUUUAACAUUUUUUCUAUACAUUUAAAUAAAUAUAUUUUAGCUAGAAAAGGUUGGUUCUGAGUUUUU